Python bivittatus (Burmese python) is the source of this 3596-nucleotide messenger RNA. The record is from RefSeq and is a predicted model, not a curated record. Lineage: Eukaryota; Metazoa; Chordata; Lepidosauria; Squamata; Pythonidae.
UCUGCCUCCCCUUUGUCGCUGCUCUGCCUUCUUCCCUCAGCAGCCUGCGUGUCGGUUCUUCGUCUUCUGGCCUGGCCGUUCCCCAAAAGCCCUUUUCGAUGCUUUGAGCGCCCUUUUCUCCCCUCGGCUGCUUCCGCAGCUGUAGUUCUGCACUGCUGCUCUCUCUUCUGCUUUGAUGACCACUUCCUCUGUGAACCCUGUUUUGUUUUCAAAAGACUCGGUCAAAUGCCUGCCUCCUUUUCUCCUGUCUUGCGUUGAUAAAUUUCAUCCUCAACCCUCCAGUGCAGAGGGAAGCCAUUAAUUCCUAUGCAUUUAAGGCCCUAAUUGAUGCGUAAGGUAAGAAUGGAGGUGUUGCAAACGAUGCUUCUGUGGAAAUCUGGGGUGUCUGAAUUUAACACAGUGGCCCCUCCAAUGUGGACAGAUCCAGCCCAUUGGGACCGGAUUGUGAUGUGCUAAUCCUCUUAGCUGCUUUGGCAGAUGUUGUGUGCCCACCAUUCUGUCUGUAUGAGUUUACUGUUGACUGGGGACUGCAUUGACGUGAGCCCGGGCCUUCUCCAGCACAGCCGUCGCCGUGGGAUAGGCCGGGGCCAGGGGGGGCUGUCACUUUCCUGACUUCCUUAUCGUGGGGCACAUGGUCUGGCUUGCAGUCCAGGAGAUCAGGUCCAAAACUAAUUAUGAGCCCAGUGAGAACUUUGUUGCAAUGACCCUUCGAUAUUUUGGAAUAGCCCCAAUCUAAUUAGAUCAGCUAAUUGGCAAUAAACUAUUUCAAUCCUUUGAGUUAUUGCAAAAUGAAUCCCGCACAAUGGCAACGUAUUCUGUUAAAACAUCUUUUGCUUUUAUAGUUUGGUCCAGGCGCAUUAGCAGCAUCUAAUUAGCAGCAUAAUGCUUUGCUUUCAGCACUGAAAUGUGUUUGGGAUGAUUCUGAGUCUAUAGUACUUUUUAUAGACGGUUUGGAUAUUCGUUUUUUGCAAGAACGUGGGAAAAAAGAGUUGGAACGCUCCUUAUAGCAAACCAGUGAUCAAGAUUCUUAAGUACUGUUGUGUAUGUUUCUUUCGCUCUUAACAGGAGAUGAAUUCGGCGUGUUUUCCAUGUGAUGUGGGUGCCUUCCGAUUGUUUUUAGGGGUUGGCUGCCAACCGCUCUCUCUCGGCGGUGCCUCUAGGUCCCCAAGGCUGGCCCAUCCCCACGGUACUGGUUAGAGGUCUCUAAGCUCCGGGGAGUCGGCUGUCCCCACUCCGCCCCUCUGCCAGCCUCUCCCCACGCUGCUUCUGCCCUUCUUCCCUGCCACAGAAUAUCUUUGGAGAACGGAGGGCAGAACUGCUGCAGAGAACCUGUUGCUGGGUUUGUGCUGCCAAAGAUGAGUCCCUCCGAAGGAGAAGAAACCCCGCUGCGGCGGAUCACGCCCUUCCUUUCUUGGGCUGCUACGACCUGUUUGCGUGCGGGGGGGAAGGGGUGGCCCCCCGGCGAGGGAGGAGGCGCUCCUGGUCCGGCUCUCGCUCGGGCUCCCUCGAGAACGGCCCCUUUCUCUGCCCCGAGGGUGAAGCAGCGCGUCAGCUUCCACGAGCCCUGGGUGCCUUUUUCAUUGUGGAGGCAAUUACAGUUUGGGGUGUUAGCAGCUUAAAGACACCCGAAUUGACAUAUGUGAGCUCUCAUAGAUAUUUUUACUCUCGUAACUGCCAGGCAGUCUGACACUCAGAGCCGGCGUGAUGCGAUACCAGAGAAGCUGGCGUGGCAGUGAGUUCAAGUUCGUCCGCAUUCCUCUGCUUCUUUUGCAGGUCAAAAUGCCACGCCGCUGGUGCCACAAAGCGGAAGCGGUCGCGCUCGGUCUGAUUGGAUUCACCUGCGUUCUGUUCCUUCUCCAACCCAACAAGAGCAGCCCCAUCUCCAGAGGGAGAGCGACCCCCGUGCCACCCACAACCGUGGCUCCCAGAGCCCCCGAUCCGCUUCCCGAGUGCCGGGAGAACGCCUCCGUGGCCAACAUCUCCGGCUUUGCGCAGCUGCCCGGCCACAUCAAGGAUUUUUUGCGUUACAAGCACUGUAAGGAGUUCCCGCUGCUUCUCAACGUCGCAGAGAAGUGCGGCAGCCCCGAAACCUCCUUCGAGGUUUUUCUGCUCCUUGCCAUCAAGUCCUCCCCAGGCAACUACGAACGGCGCGAGAUCAUCCGCAAAACGUGGGGCCAAGAGCGGAUGUUUGCCGGGGUCCACAUCCGGCGCGUCUUCCUGACUGGCGUGGCGGCUGAUGCCCGGGAGGGGCACAAGCUCAGCCAGCUGCUCCGGCUCGAGAACAAGGAGCACGGGGACGUCCUGCAGUGGCACUUUGUGGACAGCUUCUUCAACCUCACCCUCAAGCAGGUGCUUUUCCACGCCUGGAUGGAGACCCGCUGCCCAGGGGUCCGCUUCGUCUUCAACGGGGACGACGACGUCUUUGCCAACACCGAUAACAUUGUCCAAUACCUGCUCGGUGUUCCCGGCGCAGGGGAUCAGCACCUUUUUGUGGGCCAGCUCAUCACCAACGUGGGCCCCAUCCGCGAGAAGUGGAGCAAGUAUUAUGUGCCCGAGCAAGUCACCGCCUCCAAGUCCUACCCGCCUUAUUGCGGCGGUGGCGGCCUGCUGAUGUCCGGCUACACUUCCCGCACCAUCUACCAGAAAUCCCUUGACAUUGAGCUGUUUCCCAUUGAUGACGUCUACCUGGGCAUGUGCUUGCAGAAAGCGGGGCUGGCCCCCGCCUCCCAUAUGGGCAUCCGGACGGUGGGCGUGAGGGUGCCCUCUUCCACACUGGAGUCCUUUGAUCCCUGUUAUUACAAGGAGCUCCUCCUGGUCCACCGAUUUGUGCCGUACGAGAUGCUGGUGAUGUGGCAAGCCAUCCACCAGCCGGACUUGGUGUGUGGGAAGAAGGUCGAGAUUUAUCAGAGCUUGUGAGGAAUCGUGGGAUUUAAGGGGAGGGCAGGGCAGCUCUGCCCAUUGCGGAAGGAAGCCCGCCUGGGUCCGGAAGGGUCAAGAACAUGAUCAGCUGGAGGGACUGCCACAGGGAGCCCCCGGCAUGCGUUCUGGCCCAGCGGUUUGGGUUUCACAGACUGCCCUCCGCUCUCCCCCGUCCCUUGUGGCCACAGGCUUCCUCCACGCAGAAUGCGAGAGAGGCUUUGCAGGCACGGGCAUCAGACCUGGGGCUGGCGCUCUCUUGGGAACUGGGGCAGCAAUGCCUCGCUACUCAGCCGCGUGCCUCUCCCCAUGCUGGGCGCAGGAUCAGGGACGCCGCCGCCUCCUGAUGGCUGCUUCCUGGUCCUCAAAUCCUCCUCCCAUUUGGCACAGUUUCUGAGCAUCCCCUCGGAGAGUGCUCUCGAAAGGCUGAACGCCGUCCUUGCUGGCCUGGGGGGCCAGGACUCUGGGUUUUGUGCCAGGCCCUCGGAGGUCGCUCCAGUCGGCCCUCCUGCUGGUGCUGAUGAGAGAAGUGGGGCUCCCUCGCCUCCCCCCCCAUUUGCUCGGACUGGACUCGUGCGUGUGUGUUUUGAGACACCAGGUGUGUCGGGUUCUGAGGCUUUUCACGCAGAGCCCAAAUGAUGCAACUGUCAGGCUGCCGCCUCGCCGGCAGGGCCUUAAAA